GACGUGCACGAGAGCUUAGGCGGGUCGCAGCAGGCAGCCGGUGAGGGCGAGGACACCGGGAGAACGGGCACAUCACCGGCCGUUGGUCCGCUGAGUCGUCGAAGAGCACCGGGAAGAUGUCUGUGACGAUGAGUCCGCACCGAGAAACCAGGAGCUAACGGCCGCUAGAGUCCUCGGAUGUUUAGUCUCAAAGUUUUGCCCCAGGCGGUUGUUUCUGAGACGAGGGGAUAAGACACCGAGAGGGACAGGUGUCCUCUCACGUCAAAAGCCCUUCUCCCCGCUAGACUGUAGCGCGACCAUUCUUUUAUCGGUUUUUCUUCUGUUUUCGGUCGAAGCUGGACUUUUCUGAGCCAUGCUGUGGACGUGGUGGCUCGUCCUGCUGCUCUGCUGGGGGGCCACGAGCGGCGAGCAGCAAGCGGACGAGAGGGCAAGAGCCCCGGCUCGGGUCCAGGCGGACUCCCGGCGACAGCGGUCGCCUCCGCCGGUGGAGCCCUUGGAUUUUGGGUUUGUACCGGCGGCGGUUUAUGACACCCACGCGUAUUAUGAGCCAGGGGCAAUAGGGAUCCUCUUCCACAUGGUCCAUGCUUUUCUCUACGUUGUUCAACCGAACUCCUUCCCAAAAGAUCUGAUUGUUCAAGUCAUUCAGCAAAACAUGGGGGGAAUCAAAAUAGAGGAAUGGAGAAAGCCAGAAAACGUCGUCCUGUUGCUACAGUGGAUCUACUAUGAGGCUGGAUUCCUCAUAUGUGCGACCAUCGGUAUUGUGUUCGUGGUCCUCACUCCCAUCAUAGGCACGUUUUUCUGUGUGUGUCGAUGCUGUGAGAACUGCGGAGGGGAGAUGCACCAGAGACAGAGGAAGAACGCCGACUGUCAGAGGGGCUUCUACACCGCCUCGCUCAUCGCUACGUCCAUCUUCAUCAUUUUGGGAGUACUUAUUGCCUACGCUGCGAACCAUAAUAUCAGCACCCAGAUCAAGAGCACUCGCCGGUUCAUCAAUACCAACAUGAGAGACCUGAGGACAUUUGCUAACAACACACCAGCGCAAAUUGAAUACCUGACAGCCCAGUACACCACAGCAAAGAACAAAGUCCUGUCAGACCUCGACAACAUUGGACCGCUGCUGGGUGGGAGGAUCCACAGUCAGCUGGAGAAAGAGGUGGUUCCAUCACUGGACACUGCCCUGCGUAUGGCAGGAGCCAUGCGGGAGACCAAAGAGGCCCUGGAGAACGUCAGCUCCUCCUUGGAGGUGCUUCAAGAGGGGACAGGCAAACUUCAGGCCAGUCUGUCGGGGGAACGGGCCUCUCUGUCCAACACCCUGUCCGACCCCGCCUGCACCAACGGAGCCGUGUCUCACACCUGCAACACCAUCCGGUCCACGCUGUCCCAGCUGGGUGUCAACGCAGACUUCUCAAGGCUCCCAGAUGUCAAUCAUGCCUUGGCUAAUGUCAAUACAGUCCUAAGAACAGAUCUCAGCAACAUUGUACAAAAGGGUUAUUCAUCCUUUAAUGACACGCCAAGACUGGUUAAAGAGCAAACUAAAAACAUUGUCUCAGGAGUAAAAGGCAUGCUGGAUAAGAUUAGCACAGAGAUCAACAGCUACUCCAAGAUGUUUCCCGUGGAAGCCUCUCUGGCCAAUUUCACCAUUUUCCUAAGUCAGGAACAGAAGAAAAUUGAAUCCUUUUACCCACACAUUGACCAAAUGGAUUUCUACAGGUGGGUCAGCUGUGUGGCGGUGCUUUGCAUGGUUGUCUUGGUCAUGGCCUUCAACCUCCUCGGACUGCUGUGCGGUACAUGUGGUUACGACAAGCAAGCUACACCUACAACCCGAGGAUGUCUAUCAAACACCGGCGGCAACCUGCUAAUGGCUGGGGUGGGCUUCUCUUUUCUCUUUGCCUGGGUGCUGAUGGGCAUCGUGACCACCUUGUUUGUUGUUGGUGGCAACGUGGAGAAGCUGAUGUGUGAACCUCUGGCUAACCGACAGCUAUUCAAGAUUAUAGACACACCAUUCCUGGUUCAUCCCUCUAAGAAGAACUUCCUUCCUGGGAUGCUGUUUCAGAAUCCUAACAUUGACCUGACCUUGGGAAGCAUGUACAGGGAGUGCUAUGAGAACAACGGUCUGUAUCACGCUCUACAGCUGGAGACCAUGUUCAACAUCAACUCCUUCCUCAACAGAACUGUGUACAACAGGGAUGUGGCCAAAGUGUUUGAGAGUGUGCAGGUCGACCUGCAGGACAUCACACUGCUGGAGCAGGUCGGCAGAGACAACCUCAUGAACUUUGCCAACUCUGGAAUUGGACAGAUUGACUAUGAGGCAUACCUGGUGCAGGUAAAUAAGGGAGUCACUCUCGUGGAUCUCCUGUCCUUCUCUACUGACCUGGAGGGCCAGGCUGACCAACUGCCACGCGGUGCGCUGGAGAACGCACUGAAAGGACAUGCCAGCAGUAUCAGACAGAUUCACAGAGAACAGGUGGUGCCCAUGGAGCAAGCGAUGAGUACCCUGAGCCAGAGUAUCAAACAGCUGCAGAGGACGUCCAACGACCUGCCGGUCAAGGUCACUAAUAUCCUGAGUGCCAUUGAUGCAGCAGAAUACCUCAUCACUCAUAAUGCCUCUCAUGUGGUGAAGCAGGAAACAAAGGGCUACAUACAGAACCUGGUGGGAUACUUCAAACAAUACACAGAAUGGGUUAAAAACUCUUUGACUGCAGAGGUGGCCCAGUGUAAACCCAUCAGUAACAUUGUGGACAGCAUGGAGAUCGUAGCAUGUAGCUUCAUAGUCGAUUCAGUGAACACUUUCUGGUUUGGUCUGGGAGGCUGCUGUAUCCUCCUGAUCCCCAGCAUCAUCUUCUCCGUCAAACUGGCCAAGUAUUACAGAAGGAUGGACACGGAGGACGUCUUUGAAGACUCCUCCUACCCGUGGCUUGUUGCACUUUGAUGUUUGUCUGCUAUUCGUGCGUCCUUUCGUCCUCUUCCAUAUGCCCACUCUUUUUGUUUCGGUAUGGGAUACCUCAGUCUUGGAUCUAUUCCUUCUUCUCACUCUUUUCAUCAGAAAUCACGAGCAUGAUCUCGAUUGUCUUUGCACGGAUUCUUGUUUCCUCGUCACGCCUCACGUCGCUUGCUCGCUAUCGACUCUAUUUCCGCCGUGAGUGACGCUUUCCGAGGAUCCCGCCAUCCUUGUUGCUUUCACCAGGGUCUUCCCAAUUUCUUUCUCACCUGUCCUCCCUCGCUCUUUUGUUGCAGUUUGGGUAAUACAGGUAAUCAUGAGGAACAAGUGUGCAAUAUCCAUGGAAACCUCCCUGUUGUCAGCUCCCCCUAUUACGACACUCUGACUUGGUUCCCUCGGGCCUCUGCUCCCCCGAG
Molecule: messenger RNA, 3354 nt
Organism: Xiphias gladius (swordfish)
Lineage: Eukaryota; Metazoa; Chordata; Actinopteri; Istiophoriformes; Xiphiidae
Gene: prom1b
Product: prominin 1 b
Exons: 25
Coding region: 353-2929 (858 amino acids)
Cellular component (GO): cell surface; prominosome; apical plasma membrane
Molecular function (GO): cholesterol binding
Source: RefSeq, a predicted model, not a curated record